GAUAUGGCUCAAGUUGUGAGGAGAAGAGAGCAACCUGCUGUGCUCACCUCACCUCUCUUACUAAGUGUUGGUAUCAAAUCAAAUGAUUCUACUACAAGUUCCGGUUCGAUUUCACCUUCAGGUCACCUCAAGGCUCUCACAUCUCAAGUUGAGGACGGACAAUGGGCAGCAAAGACCAAAGAAAGGCAGUUAGUCAGGGAGAGAGGGACCCUGCUGAAAGAAGUCCGGGAGUUACACCACUCAACCACUGUAUUCAAUCGAGCGAAAACAGAGGAGUCAAAGGAACAUUUUAACGAACUGCAGCAGAAGAUUAACUUUCUUUCAAAACUACAUUCUGGCUCUUAUCAGCUCAGCAAGCGAAACACUAUCAACAGGAUAGAAAGCAAUAGAAAACGUCUACAGUUGGCUAGAGAGGAUGGCAGGAAAUACAAAAUGUCACUAACGACUACAGAACAAAGAUACCAGUCUAUUCUAAACACAAUGGAUCAGAUAGUGGUCGAGGCAGACGAUCUAGCCCUCCAGUUUGAGAAACAAUUGCGUGAGAAGGCCAGAAGGCACCACGAACUAGGGAAUGAGCUGAAGGAAGUCGGAGCUCAACUUAGACUCGAACAAGCGAAGAAAGAUAAAUUGAUUAAGGAAGAAGAAAAGCACAAAAGGGAGGAAGCGCUCGAACGUAUCUCUCAAUGGAGAGACUCUGAGGUGGUCGACCAGCAUCUCAAAUAUCAGCAUCAGACUCACGAGAAAAAGUUCCUUGACAAAACAAGGAGUUUGGGUAAAAAGCUCCGCAACACGGACCACGAUGUAAAACUGAAGCAAAGAGAGUACGGGAGGAAGCUGCAGGAUGUAAACUGUUUGCUGGGUAAAGUGGGCGAGGAACAGAGGAGACUCAGUGAGAACAAGAUUCAUAUCGAUAAUAUGGGUACAAUACAGGAGAACGAGCAGAAUGUCCAGGAUCACAUAUCAAAACAGAAGACUAUCCUGGCACAGCGACAAACGAAAGCGAACAAAUGGGAGCCAAAGUUACGGCAACUAGCCAAGGAAAACGAGCAGAGACUAAACGAAAUGGAACGGCAAAUCCUAUUUGAGGACGUAGCGAAGGCCGGAGGUAAAGAACGAACCCUCUAUAGGAAUAUGCGGAAGUUGGAAAGUGAGACCAGGAAACAGGAGCAGAUCUGCAACAGCAAGAAGGCACUGGUGGAAGCAGCUAACACUGCCGCCAGGAAACAUGCCCAGGACCAACUGAGAGCUGUUGACUCCCACCAGCUUGAGCUCGGAGAGCAAGUUGCGAAAGAAGAAGCCUUUCUUCGGCAGUUGAUAGUUCAAAGAGACAAUGCUCUAGCUGAUUAUAGGCAACACCAGACCGGCCUGAAAGACAUUAUACAACUUUUCCAGACUUUGUCAAGUGAACAGGAGAGAAAAAUUAAACUCUCCGAGUCAUAGUUUUAUCAGAAUUAAUGGUCGAUAUGAAAUGGAUCCCCGAGACUUUAGGUAAUAUCAGAUCAUUUGAAAUAUCUGGUGAGAAAAUUAUCCAUGUUGAUACGGUGUCAACUGUCAAUAGCACUGAUUAGCGAUAACGAUGUUAAAAGAAAGAUCCCGCAUUAUAUUACAAUAGCUCUCUGACUGAAACCGUAACCCUUACACGAGAACCUUGUCGUAAUAUAGUGCUGUCGUGAUAUAGUAUACCUCGACGCCAUCUGAUUUUAGGUAUAUGUAAAUAAUCUUGUUCAAUCUUUAGAAUUUCCAUAGAAACUAUAGAAUUUACAGAUCUUGCUGCAGAGCUACUUGUUGGUGAUUUUCUUUGUCGCGGCUACAGAAUAUGAUGAUUUUAAUGUUGACGAUAAGUGAUAACCAUACAAGUUGUGUUAAUAUAAUGUACUGUUAUAGGCAAAUGAUUUAUAGUUAAAGUUUAUUUUAAUCUUGCUGUUU
Molecule: messenger RNA, 1926 nt
Organism: Bolinopsis microptera
Lineage: Eukaryota; Metazoa; Ctenophora; Tentaculata; Lobata; Bolinopsidae
Product: trichohyalin-like
Exons: 12
Coding region: 4-1440 (478 amino acids)
Source: RefSeq, a predicted model, not a curated record